ACUCUGCUUCUGUUAAAAUAGCUUGCUUGCAUUUCCAGGAUGUAGUUUCUGUCUAUAUAAGGCACCAGCACACACAGGUGGGGGCUGCUUACUGAACUCCCUGUGUGGAGUGACAGUGAGCAGUCGCUGGCCAGCUAAUGAAGACUCUUUAAAUUCUGUUUGGCUGUCUCUUACUUUAACUCGCAGACACCGUAACAUUUGGAGGCCCCAGCGAGAUAUCCUCGGCGUUUUCCAUGGCUCAUCAGUCGAGAUAAGGUCUGACUACCGGCCCUCCCCCAGGGGGCACGCGCUGAGAGAUGUUCCUCAGCCCCGGCGAAGAACCGAGUGGUCAAGCCUCAAAAUUCAAAAAUCCGCGUCUGGAGCCAUCUGGACAUGGGCCCACAAUGGUAAGAGAUCUCUAAUCUGGUCUGGUGGGGUACCCUUUAGGGUCUUUAGGAGGGCUGGAUGCAGCCAUAACUCUAGAACUGGCCUCGGACCACGACGGUGGCCGGUGGCCUCAGGUUCAGGUUCUGGUUCAGGUUCGGAAUUGGUCUCUUAGCACAGACCUAGUCUCUGUUUUGUGUUUUGUUGUUAGUGUCUUUGUUCCAUUUCUGUUUUGUCAACCGUCAGUCCCACAAUGGGUCAGUCUCCUUCUUCUUCCACUUGCUCUCCACUGCAAUGUUUCUUAAAAAAUUUCCAGGACUUUCGGCGACGAGCUGCAGGAUCAGGAGCCAUAGUCAACCCAGGAACUCUCUGGAUCCUCUGCAAGCUUGAAUGGCCAACUUUUCCAGACUCUAAUUGGCCACCCGAAGGCACUCUAAACUUGCCGAUUGCCUUCCAGGUUCAGAGAGCUAUUUAUGGGAAACCGGAACAUCCAGAUCAGAUUCCCUAUAUUGAAACCUGGAUCGACGUCCUCACUGACCACCCUAAAUGGCUUAAAGAUUGUUCACCACCCAAACCAUCCCGAGCACGAAAUGUGCUUGUCCUAAAGGGGCAACCCAGAAGGCCCCUGGUCCUUAACUCCCCACAGGCCACCUUAUUCUGCAGGGCCCUCUGCCCCCAGCCCAGAGCCCUCUGCCCCCAGCCCGGAGCCCUCUGCCCCCAGCCCAGGGUCCUCUGCUCCCAGUUCAAGGCCCCCUACUCUAAGUUCAGGGGAACCCCUUGUUCCCACUCCAGAUUCUCCUAUGCCCUGGAAACUCUCUCCAGCCCUCCGCACACCCAUUCAGGAGUUUCGUAUGGGCCUCAUGGUCAGGUCCUUCCCCACACUCAAUUACCUCUGAGACAAGUCAUUCAGGGCCCACGUGAAGACCCAAAAGCCUUUAUAGUCUAUGUUCCUUUUUCCACCAGUGACCUGUACAAUUGGAAAAAUCAAAACCCCUCUUUCUCUCAAAACCCCCAAGGACUAAUCUGUUUGUUGGAGUCUGUUUUCUUUACCCAUCAGCCCACAUGGGAAGACUGCCAGCAACUUCUGCAGACCCUUUACAUGUCAGAGGAGAGAGAGAGAAUCCGUGCCCAGGGACAAAAAUUAGUCGUGGAGCCAGAUGGUCUGCCAACCAUGGAAGUAGACCACCUCGAGGCUGUUUUACCUAUCACCCAACUCCGGUGGGACCCUAACACAGAUCAAGUCCCUACAGGCCUUACACUCUAACUCCAAAAACAUCCAUCACGCCGUCCAUGCCCACCGCCCGAAACCCGACACCACAAAAGAAGAAACCUCUACUGCUGAACCUGGUGAUUUAGUGUGGAUCAGGAAAAGGAAUCCCUCCUCCCUCAAGGCAUGCUGAGCUGGACCUUAUCAGGUGAUCCUAAGCACACCAACUGCCAUAAAAGUUGCAGGAAGACCCCUCAGUAUGCAGAGGAGAGGAAGAUUACUUCUGUUACAAAUGGAAUUGUGUAACUAUAGACCCAAGGAAAAAUGUAAACCAUUUGUUAAAGGUCACAAGGGAUAUAAGGUCAGGAGCUCCUACUCAAAAUUGUGCAGUUGGAAACUAACCCUGUUACUUAUAAACCGCAGCAGUUUUAAAAAAAAAAUUCCCAGUGGUUAGGGGGAAAAAUGUGGGGAUUACGCAUAUAUGUAUCAGGGUAUGACCCUGGAGUGUUAUUCACUAUUCAGAAAAGGGCAAUUCCAAAACCCUUAAAUUCAAUAGGCCCCCAAGUUCUCAUCGACAUCAAAAUACCCAUAGCAACUCCUCCCCCACCUACCCAUUCUCACUAUACUGCUGGGAGCCGCCCUUCACUUCCAGAAACAACCCCCCUUCCAUCACCUCCAGGCUCUCGCCAGGAGGCUGUAUUCAAUAUAAACAGUUUAGUUAAAUUUGUCCAAUGAUGUAUUCAAAGUGUAAAACUCAUGGUUUUGCAGUCUCAAUAUCAACACCUACCUCAGAAGAAACAAUGAUUUGAUUCUCCCUAAAAACCAGUGGGGAAUGAAGUGAGUCCCUUCCCCCUUGGCAUGUAACAUUUGCAGAGUAAGAAUGUUGUGUAAGUGGCAUUAAGCCAUGAGAAGAAGGAAGUGAAACUGCGGUUAUACGCAUCAGCCAAGCAUAACCAUUAUAACAAUCAACAAUUGCACUGUUUCCAAGUGAAACUUUUUGUAACCAAGUGAAACUUUUUGUAAGAUUUCUA
Messenger RNA from Choloepus didactylus (southern two-toed sloth), 2601 nucleotides. RefSeq lists its product as uncharacterized. The record is from RefSeq and is a predicted model, not a curated record. The transcript is spliced from 2 exons. Gene Ontology annotation, biological process: virion assembly. The coding region runs from base 617 to 1627 and encodes 336 amino acids. NCBI's taxonomy places the organism in Eukaryota, Metazoa, Chordata, Mammalia, Pilosa, Megalonychidae.